Messenger RNA from Radiomyces spectabilis, 1239 nucleotides. RefSeq names its product mitochondrial carrier domain-containing protein. Gene Ontology annotation, cellular component: mitochondrial membrane. The coding region runs from base 90 to 1046 and encodes 318 amino acids. Gene Ontology annotation, molecular function: ferrous iron transmembrane transporter activity. The transcript is spliced from 3 exons. NCBI's taxonomy places the organism in Eukaryota, Fungi, Mucoromycota, Mucoromycetes, Mucorales, Radiomycetaceae. The record is from RefSeq and is a predicted model, not a curated record. Gene Ontology annotation, biological process: iron import into the mitochondrion.
CUUUAAGAGUUUCUUCCUUUUUUUCAUUUCUCUUAAUUUACAUCUUUCUGUCACCUCACCGCCCUCACUCUCAUAUACAAAUACAAACAAUGGAAGAAGAUUACGAUUACGAGUCUCUGGGCAACAACUCUACCAUUGCUCAGAAUGCCAUGGCUGGUGCUUUGGCUGGUAUUGCCGAACAUUGUGCCAUGUACCCUGUGGAUAGCAUCAAGACUCGAAUGCAAGUCAUUCAGAGCACUCGACCUUCAGUCCUUGUCACCGCUACCCAUGCUGCCCCUUCCUCGUUUGUUAUGAGGUCAGGUGUUGCCGCUACUUACGCCCCCUACAAUCCUACUAUGCUCCGCAACUUGUGGCGUGGCGUGAACAGUGUUGUGCUGGGAGCCGGACCGGCCCACGCUUUACAUUUCACUACUUACGAGGCUUGCAAAGAAGCCUUUGGCGCCAACCGUCCUGGUCACCAUCCUUUCACGGCAGCCGCCGCGGGUGCUUGCGCUACCCUUGCUCAUGAUUCCCUGAUGAACCCAUUUGAUGUGAUCAAGCAGCGUAUGCAACUGCAGGAUUCGACCUACAAAUCCGUUCGUGACUGUGCUCGAAAGGUUUAUUCGAAAGAAGGCAUUGCAGCUUUCUACAUUUCGCUUCCUACGACGUUGACCAUGUCGGUUCCAUACCAAUCGAUCCAAUUCGCCACCUACGAAUAUUUUAGAAAAGUUAUCAAUCCUCGCGGUGAUUACGAUCCCAAGACACACGCUUUGGCUGGUGGCUUGGCCGGUGCGGUGGCAGCUGCUGUGACCAUGCCGUUGGAUGUUGCCAAGACAUUGUUGCAGACGCGCGGACAAAAUGCUGACCCUCGUAUACGAAACGCGUCCGGAUUGACGGAUGCUAUGAUGAUCAUCAAGGAAAGACACGGUUUCCGCGGUUUCUUCAGAGGAUUCAAGCCUAGAGUGUUGACCACUAUGCCAAGCGCGGCUAUCAGUUGGAGUGUUUACGAAUACUUUAAAUGGUUCAUGGGAUUCAACGCAGAAGAAGAGUCUCUUAUGACCUUGUGAUUGUAAACCUGUUUUUGUCCGUCCAUCCACUCUCCCUGUAUCAUAUUUUCCCCACAUGCAUUCUACUUCGCCAUGUUCAAACAUGCAUCCCCUGUAAAUAACUUCAUAGAACUUUCCUGUACUCAUAGAAUACAAUAAAUGACUUUCAUUUUAUAUCGUACUCAUGAAUAAGGCCUUGAGAAGACAAAUCAUG